This is a messenger RNA of Chlorella variabilis, 1272 nucleotides long. RefSeq lists its product as hypothetical. Bases 1 to 1272 code for a protein of 423 amino acids. NCBI's taxonomy places the organism in Eukaryota, Viridiplantae, Chlorophyta, Trebouxiophyceae, Chlorellales, Chlorellaceae. The transcript has 6 exons. The record is from RefSeq and is a predicted model, not a curated record.
AUGGAGCGCCAGCUCCAGCACCGCCGGCUGCAGCACGAGGCCAUCGCCGCCUCCACCGCCACCACCCUGUACGGCGCGCUGGUCUACCUGAACCGUGGAGGGCUGUGCAAGGAGCCCCUCAGCCCCGCCAUGUUUGCGCGGCCCAACCUCAAGGGACUGCAAGCGGUGCUGCACCUGCUACACCACCGCAUCCGCGGCGCGGCACGCACCAAAAAGGAGCUGCAACAUGUGUAUCCUGUGCUGGAGCCUGGGCAGGGCCGGGAGUUUAAGGCGGUCAUGCAGGGCUGGAUUCGGGAGCUGGGUGAGGCGGGGCUGGUGCUCCCCGACACAGUCAAGUACUUUGUGACCGCCUACCAGGGCAGCAACAGCCACCGCACGGUGCUCAUGCUGCUGGAUCUCAGCACUGUGGCGCUGGGCCGAGAGCUGGGCGAGGGGCCGCAGGCAGGGCUGCCCGGUGUGGAGCUGGUGCAGCCGCACGCUGCGGCAGUGGUGGGCCGCCUGCCGCGCGGCGCACGGCAGGCGGCGGCCGCUGCACAGCGGGAGCUGCAGGCGCGAAUGGACGAGGUGGUUGCCGCCAUGCAGCGCCUGAAGCAGCUGCAGGCGCAGGCGGCGGGACAGCUGGCGGCGGGGCACGCGGCUUCGGGGGCGGCGGCAGCCCAGCUGGCGCCACACGUGCCGCCGCUCUUCUCGGCCUCCCAGGCCGCCGCCCGGCGCGGCGAGCUGGUGCUGGAGCUGCUGUCGCAUGGGCCGCCCCUCACAGUCCAGCCCGAGGCGGUGCGGCCCGACAGCUGGGCAGACCUGCUGGCCGCGGGCAAGGCUGGAGUCGCCACGGGCGAGGGCGCAGCGGCAUCCCCCGCAGUGGCAGCUCGCCGGCUCAGCAACCCGGCGCAGGAGGCGAGCAACUUUGCGGCAGAAGGGCUGGCUGCAGAUGCCGACGUCAUCACCGUGCACGGCGUGCUGACUCAGCGCCUGCACGCUGCGGGCGCCGCACUCCAAGCGGCGGUGUCCAGCGGUGCACCGCCAGGCGCCCCUGAAGUGCAGGCCACGCUCGCUGAGGCGGCCGUGUAUAGAGAGAGCCUCAUGCUGAGUGUGUGGCAGGAGCUGGCAGCAGCGCAGAUCCGGAGCGAGCAGCGGGCGCCAGCUGAGACGGUGGGACGCGGCAGCUUUGCGGCUGGCGGUGGCGGUCAAGCAGGCACAGCAGACAGCGGCGGCAUGUCGAUAGAUGCGCUGAUGCAGCGCCUCAAGCUGCUGCCAUCCAAGGGCCCUCGCUGA